Molecule: messenger RNA, 3250 nt
Organism: Coffea arabica (coffee)
Lineage: Eukaryota; Viridiplantae; Streptophyta; Magnoliopsida; Gentianales; Rubiaceae
Product: cytochrome P450 81Q32-like
Molecular function (GO): oxidoreductase activity, acting on paired donors, with incorporation or reduction of molecular oxygen; heme binding; monooxygenase activity
Source: RefSeq, a predicted model, not a curated record
UGUUACACCCCAAAGUGUACCAUCACGUUACAUUCUUUAUUUUGACCAUGAGUAUCCUUCUCUAUCUAUUGACAAGAAUAGGAACGUUUCUCCUCUCCCUUCUACUCACAAAUCCUUCUCAAAGAAAAAAUUUCUCUUCUUUCAAAUCACACAUAUUCUAUGUAUCUUAUGCUAACACACCACCCUUAGAGAUGAAAAAAGAGAGAAAAUGCAUGACCAGAAAAAAAAAAUGAAAAGAAAAGAAACACAAGGACACCAGUUAAACUUUCACUAUAUAUACCUCUUUUGAUGCUGGAUUCUUGCAUCAGUGGCUUCAAACUAGUCCACUAGCUGUUGCAGGUUGUCUUUGCUUCAAACCCCUAUAGUAUCCGCUGGGCUCAGUGCAGACCCCUUCUUCCUGGGGUCAAACUUCACGAAGAGUAACGAUCAUCCCCAAGUCGACACAUCAUAAGACUUGCAAUCUCCGUCGAACUUUGCUGAAGAAGGAGGUAGAAAUGAAGAAAAUUCUUCGAAAUAGAUAAGUCCUGUUCUGAUUUGCAAUCUCCAAGGUAGUCAAGUGUAUGGUCAGUAGUAUAUACAGAGAGCGAUUAGAAGCCCUAUACAUAACAUUAUCUUUAGAGCUUAAGAAUAGAAUUGAGGAUGGAAGUUGUCUGGGUAUACACAGUAAUUUCAUCUUUUCUCAUUUUUCUUAGUUUAAGCUUUCUUUCAAAGCGGUUCCGAAACCUCCCACCAAGCCCAGUACCAGCUCUUCCAAUAAUAGGCCAUCUCCGCCUCCUGAAACCGCCUCUCCAUAGAACCUUCUACAGCCUCUCCCAGAAAUAUGGCCCCGUAAUUUCCCUCCAGUUCGGGAGCCGCCUAGUAGUGGUGGUAUCAUCUCCUUCGGCAGUGGAGGAAUGCUUCACCAAGAACGAUGUGAUCCUCGCCAACCGGCCUCGCUUUGUCAUAGGAAAAUAUUUUGGGUACAACCACACCAACAUGGUCGGUUCCCCGUAUGGCGACCAUUGGCGGAAUCUUCGCCGUCUGGGUUCGGUGGAAAUAUUUUCGGCCAGUCGUUUGAAUAUGUUCUUGUCCGUCAGGAAAGAUGAGAUCAGGCGGUUGCUUCUGAAACUGGCUCAAAACACCCGCCAUGAUUUUGCUAAGGUCGAACUGCAAUCCAGAUUAUCUGAGCUUUCUUUGAACAUUAUUAUGAGGAUGGUGGCCGGAAAGAGAUAUUUCGGCGAGGAAGAUGACAACGACGAAGCAAGGCAGUUUCGCGGGCUCAUUAAACAGGUGUUUAAACAUAGUGGUUUAGCAAACCUGGGAGAUUUCCUACCGCUGUUAAGGUGGAUCGAUUAUGGAAGCUUUGAGAAGAGCUUGACGAAGAUUUUCACCAAAUUCGACGCGUUCUUGGAAGGCUUACUUGAAGAGCAUCGCCGUAACAAGAAUAGUAAUACAAUGAUUGAUCAUCUGCUUUCUUUGCAGGAAUCGCAGCCAGAAUACUACACAGACCAAAUCAUCAAAGGGAUUAUAGUGGUCAUGCUGACGGCUGGAACAGACACUUCAUCAGUGACUUUAGAAUGGGCCUUGUCUCUCCUGCUCAACCAUCCCGAGGUGCUAGAGAAAGCUCGAGCUGAAUUGGAUGCUCAAGUAGGGACUGAUCGAUUGAUCGAAGAACAUGAUCUAUCCAAUCUUCCCUGUCUUCACAACAUCAUUUCAGAAACACUCCGAUUGUACCCAGCAGCGCCAUUGUUAGUGCCACACGAGUCGUCUGAUGACUGUAAAAUUGGAGGAUACAAUAUUCCGCGAGGCACAAUCUUGCUAGUUAGUGCAUGGGCAGUUCACAGGGAUCCAAAUGUUUGGGAUGAUCCGACAAGCUUCAAGCCCGAGAGAUUUGAAGGCUUGCAAGUUGAGCCAUCGAAGCUGAUUCCAUUUGGGAUGGGAAGGAGAUCAUGUCCUGGUUCUGGCCUAGCACAGCGGGUUGUUGGUUUGGCCUUGGGAUCUCUAAUUCAGUGUUUUGAUUGGCAAAGAAUUGGUGGGGAGGAGAUUGAUAUGGCUGAAGGGACGGGAAUGUCCAUGCCAAAAGCCAAGCCACUAGAAGCCAUGUGCAAAGCACGUCACGUGGUUAACAGGAUUGUUUAAUCAACGAUUAUUUUCUGUUGUUUGAUUGUAGUUUAUGCAUGUUUUCUGUAAGUAAAUAAAUAUGUAUUGUUGAAUUCAGGAUUAAAAGUUAACUUGUCUGAGAAGGUUACUCAGAAGUUUUGACAUAAAUUAUGAUUGAUCAUCUAUCAUCUUUGUAUUAAUGCUGUUAUUUUAACUAGAAAGCUGCGUAAUUUUGUUUAAUUUGAUUGUUUACUUGAUUAUCCAUUUAAGGUUCUUGGCAUAUUGGAAAACGUUAAUGAUCAUAUCAACGAAUACUUUCAGAUUUACAGGAUAAUUCAUGUUCAUAAGUUGUGAAUGACAGUUUAAAUCUUGGGUGUUUUUCCUUGAGGUGGGAUUUUGCUGAAAACAAGAUCGAGAACAAUAGCCUAAAUGGCUAAGGCAUGAGCUUCAAUCAGGAAGGGGUUAUAAGAUUGUGAUGGAUUAUGAAGAAGGAGCUUCUUGAUGUUGAAUUUUGUCAUUGAUGUCUGGAAUUGUUUCAAUUUCAGGCUCAGAGGCUUGUUUCUGCAGAAAGCCAAAUACCAGUCUAUCCAUUUUCCGCUGUAGUUGGACAAGAUGAGAUGAAAUUAUGCUUCUUGUUGAAUGUGAUUGAUCCUAAAAUUGGCAGUGUAGUGAUAAUAGGUGAUAGAGGAACAGGGAAGUCGAAGACUGUCAGGUCACUGGGGGAUUUACUUCCUGAAAUUCAAAGUUGUUGCUGGUGAUUCAUACAAUUUGGAUUCAAAAGUUCCAGAACUGAUGGGUAUUGAAGUCCGAGAGAAAAUCUCUUAAGGUCAGGAGCUGUCUAUUACGUUAACCAAAAUCAGCAUGGUUGAUCUGCCAUUAGGUGCUACAGAAGAUAAGAGUCUGUGGAACAAUUGAGCCAGGUCUUCUAGCAAAAGCUAACAGAGGACAUUGCCAGAGUCAUCCCAAAUUGCUCGAGACACCUUCUCCGAAAGGACCGAUCGACUCUGGCUUACUUGUAGUUAUAGGACUCCUUUGCUGUAAUUUUUGUUGUACUUUGUAGACCGGUUGUUGCAUUCUUUUUUUUCCUUGAAUGUUACCUUACAGAGGAUGAAAAGCCAAGCUGUUCCUGUAGUGGCUUUAACCCUCGAUAAAUGAUUGGUUAAAUUACUUA